CGACCCCCCCGAGGGACCCGCGGGCCGGGACCCCCCCCCCCGGGCCAUGGCGGGGAGCGGCGGGGCCGGGGCGGCCCCCCGGGAGCACCGCCUGCAGCCCGGGGACACCCUGCCGGGGCUGGCGCUGCGCUACGGGGUCACGAUGGAGCAGAUCCAACGUGCCAACCGCCUCUACACGUCGGACACCAUCUUCCUGAAGCCCACCCUGCUCAUCCCGGCGGGAUCCCAGUCCCAGCCCCUCCAGGGGGACGAGCCCCAGGACAUUCCCGACCCCCCGGAGCCCCCGGUCCCGUCCCGGCACGACCUGUCGGCCAUGGAAUUCCUGCGGCACCUGGACACCGAGAUCGGCCGCUCCAAGGCGGCCGCGGCGCAGCAGAUCCGGCACCGGCGCUCCGGCCCCGGUGAUUCCGGAGCAUCCCAGAGGAUCCCAGAGAGUCCCUCAUCCCCCCGGGAAGGGCCCCGGCUGGGCCCACGACCCCUCACCAGGACCCCCCGGGCGGCCGCGCUGCGGGACACAGAGGACGAGAUCUUCACCUUGUGACACUGGGAACGCUGGGAAUGGGACACAUCUGCUCCUGGUGACACUGGGAACGCUGGGAAUGGGACACAUCUGCUCCUGGUGACACUGGGAACGCUGGGAAUGGGACAGAUCUGCACCUGGUGACACUGGGAACGCUGGGAAUGGGACAGAUCUGCACCUGGUGACACUGGGAAUGCUGGGAAUGGGACAGAUCUGCUCCUGGUGACACUGGGAAUGCUGGGAAUGGGACAGAUCUGCACCUGGUGACACUGGGAAUGCUGGGAAUGGGACAGAUCUGCACCUGGUGACACUGGGAAUGCUGGGAAUGGGACAGAAGGGACACUGGGACAGCAGGGACACCGGGAUGUGACACUGAGGACACCUGAGAUGUGGCACCAGGAAAACCUGAGAUGUGGCACUGGGGACACUGGGAAUGGGACGUCAGGGACACCAGGAUGUGACACUGAGGACACCUGGGAUGGGACACUGGGGACACCCGGGGUGUCCCAUUCCUGCCAGGAGAGGCUGGAAUUGGUCCUUGAGGGGAAUCCAAAGGUCCUGGGACAGCAUGGACACAGAACUGGGAACACUUCCCAUCCCAUUCCCACAUCCCUCCCACCAGCUCCAGGAGCUCCAGGAUCCCCUUCUCCCAAAUCCCAGCGCCAGGAGAGGCUGGAAUUGGGCACUUUCCUAGUCCUUGAAGAGAAUCCAAAGGUCCUGGGACAGCAGGAGCCGGGUGGACACUUCCCACCCCAUUCCCACACCCCUCCCACCAGCUCCAGGAUUCCCUUUAUCCCCAAAUCCCAGGGGGGCAGGAAUUUGGGCCCCGCUUUGGCCUUUUCCUUGGAAAAUAAAUUAAUAAAUUAACACACACCCCCUCAGGAAAACCUUUUCCUGAGGAAAAAGAAGGAAAACUAAACGGGAUUUUCCACCUUCCAACAACA
This is a messenger RNA of Pipra filicauda (Wire-tailed manakin), 1464 nucleotides long. It is a transcript of the gene LYSMD1, whose product is annotated as LysM domain containing 1. NCBI's taxonomy places the organism in Eukaryota, Metazoa, Chordata, Aves, Passeriformes, Pipridae. The transcript has 3 exons. Bases 47 to 541 code for a protein of 164 amino acids. The record is from RefSeq and is a predicted model, not a curated record.